AUGAUUCUCCCAAAAGAUCUGGUACUUUUCUCUUAUUUGAUAGUAUUAACUAGAGCAUCUUUUAAAGGCCCUUUAGGAGCAGCACCAUGGACAAGCUAUGCUUCAAAAUCUGCUUACGCAAGAGCUCUCGGACUACCAGUAACAGGAAUGGACACCAUAACAGUACCUUAUAUGCCAAAAUCUCCUUCCUUCCCAAAAUUUGUUGACCCUAAAAUGAUGAUUUCGAAGAAGACAGAUAUGCUGAGCAACUUGUUUGGUGGCUUGGGACCUGCUUAUCCUAUGAGCUUCAAACCAUUUAUGCCAUAUACAGUAAGUCCAUCUUUGUACAAUACUGUUGACAAAACACCAUUAUUAAGUAAAAGUAACGUGGAUGAUGAAGCUGGCCAGUACAAACGUGGAAUUUUCGGACCUUUCGGUUCGAAACCUUUUGGUCCUAUGGCUUCUAAGUUUGGGCCUAUGCCUCCAUUUUCAAGCUUAAAUACCAUACCUGACUAUAGUAUGAAGGAUGAGAUUUCCCGCAGAAAAAGAAGCAUAGAUGAGUCUACUGUAACAAAACUUCGUUCAAUUAUGGGCACUGGUAAGCCAGAAACAAAAGAUUUGGGACCUUCACCUCCAUAUCCCACUCUUGCUCCAAUUUCUGAAGAACCAGAAGAAGAUGUGAAUGUACUGCUUAAAAAGAUGGGAGGUCCGACAGCACCAAAACAAUAUUUACCAGGAAUGUUUGGACCUUUUGGACCUGUGGUGGAUCCAUCUAUGUUUAUAGCAAAGAAAACUACCUUUUUGGAUAAUUUAUUUAAAAAUACUGUCACUUCUACUCCAACACCAAGUCCAAUUGAAGUUCCAACAACGAAAAGUACCAUUGUACCACCUGACUUUUGGUUACCAUCAUCUGUAAUCCCUAAUCCAACAGAGUACAAUGAUAAAGUAUCAGAGUUCCUGGAUAAAUUGUUUGAAACUUUGAAACUGAAUAAAAGUGUACUAACUAGCGAUGACGAUAGUGCAAAUUUUAAAAACGAUUUGGUGAGAUCUACUGUAUCUGAUGGAAGUCAUGCGCAAUUAAAAAUAGCAAGAUCCAUUGAAGACCUCUCAUCGAUCAACGCCGCUAAAGAUUCGAUUGUUAGCAACAUAUUAUCUGAAUUGGGUGAUUUAAAAAGCAACAUGGUUACAACAAUGAACGAUUUGAUUUCUUAUGAAAAGUCUGCAACAUCACUAUCAUCAAAGAAACCAUUUAAACCUUUUAGUCCCGGUCCAUGGGCAAAACCAACUAUCGAUGGAAUGUUCUCUUUUCAGCAAAAGAUGGGUGUUUUGAGUCAAGUAUUUGAUAUGUUAACUGAUUUACAGAAGAAUAUUACUUUGGCAGUCCAAAAUAUAACAAAAGCAAGAAUGUCAUCCACAGAUGCUUCCGGAGGAGCAUUUAAUGCUAAUUAUCCAAUGACUAAUGACAUUUUUUUUUCCCCUAGUGGUUUGCCCAUUAACAUGAGUCUAUUGGAUGCUAUUAAACAUAAAUUAGAUACAUUAGAUUAUGGAGUGCCUCUUGCAUACAAUCCGAGUUAUAGUAAAUUCGGACUACAGAUGGCUCGAUCACUGCCAAAAGGUCCUGGCUCAGUUUGGGUUUCUUAUCCUGAAGAUGCAGGAGGUAUAAAGCGCGAAAUUGUCAGUGGUGCUGAAUCUUUUCUGAAUGAGGAAAGCAGUCAAAAACAACAAGCACGUUCAGUUAAGAUGCAAAUGCAUCAGGGAUAUCAGAGUUUGCCAGCUGGUUCUAUAGAGUCUGUACAGGCAGGUGGAGGAUCUACACCUGAACACCAAGGUGGAAGAAUCAAGUUAUAUAUACAAAUGCCUGUAUUGCCUAAUAUGCAGGAUCCCAGCGAUUACGAGGACUAUUAUAAGUGGGCCAACUGGAUGGAAUACCUGAGAAAUGACAAUAGAGGAUACAGACAUCACAAUCAUCAUUAG
This is a messenger RNA of Bombus pyrosoma, 1953 nucleotides long. RefSeq lists its product as uncharacterized. The transcript is spliced from 4 exons. The record is from RefSeq and is a predicted model, not a curated record. NCBI's taxonomy places the organism in Eukaryota, Metazoa, Arthropoda, Insecta, Hymenoptera, Apidae. The coding region runs from base 1 to 1953 and encodes 650 amino acids.